CUUUAUUAAAACUUUUAAUUUGAAAUAUAAACAUUACAUUAUUUUAAUUUCAUGCACAUUUGUCUGAGUAAAACCAAAUCUGUUAUUUAAUUUUUUUGCCCAACAGGAUUGUCGGGAACAUGGUGAGAACCCUGUAUAAUUUGUCUGAUCUGAGAGAGACCAGGUUUGGUCAGCCGAGUCCCAGACACGGUCUGAGCUUGUUGUGGUGGUUUGCUCAUAAUUGUGUUCAGAUUGACUCGAACAGUCGUAUGACUGCACUGUACAACCCUGAAUAUGGAGCUUUUGGUUUUGAUCUAUUCUAUAAUCGGGAAAGACUUCUUCCUUACAGUAAUCGUCCAUACUAUGAGGUGGGCAACCUAAAUAACCCUGGAUCACUGCCUCAUUAUGUCACUAAGAAGUACACUGGAUAUUCAGACGACAGCAACAAAGAUCGCAUCAUUGUUUCCUUUAACUCAAGAUGGAACAGAUUUGAGAAGAUUUAUGUGACACAGCACUCGGAUGAGGUGCACUUUGACCAGAAUCACACUUACCGCAUUAGCCCUAAACUUCUGGAGGACAUUCAAGAGUUAAACCUGAAAAAAUUCCUCAGAAAGACUAUCAAUAAUUCUUAUCAGAUUUCUUACCAAAUGCAUUGCACACCGUGUCCAUCUCCAGCUCCGUCUGUAAAGACUGAAUCCAACCAGAGGCAAGGGUCUAAAUCUGUCAAGGGUGUUUGUGCAGAAUCCUGCGAAGUACUUUUUUGUAUCAUCAUCAUCAUCAUCAUCAUCAUAUUUUUGUUCAUGUUGUUCAUUUCGUUUUCAAAAAUGAAAAUAUAGUUUUCAUGCUGUUUGUUGUUCAUUUUGAAGCUGUGUAUUAUUAAAGCUGUGACUUAUUUGGAUGAAGGGGUCUCCUAAAUGAAUAACUGUAUAAUCUGAUGUAUGUUCAUAUAAUUAUAAUGUGAUGUUCAUAAUUCAGUAAAUGCGAGAUAUGAUGUUAAGCUUUGUUUUUUAUCACUGGAUUCUUUUAAUGAUUUAUUACUAUGAUGCAGAUAAAUAUUCAAGAUUGAGGGAGACAAAAGAUGAACUUAUCAUAAAAU
Messenger RNA from Carassius auratus (goldfish), 1075 nucleotides. RefSeq lists its product as uncharacterized. The transcript has a single exon. NCBI's taxonomy places the organism in Eukaryota, Metazoa, Chordata, Actinopteri, Cypriniformes, Cyprinidae. The coding region runs from base 120 to 815 and encodes 231 amino acids. The record is from RefSeq and is a predicted model, not a curated record.